Triticum turgidum subsp. durum (durum wheat) is the source of this 972-nucleotide messenger RNA. The record is from the annotation of a GenBank genome assembly. NCBI's taxonomy places the organism in Eukaryota, Viridiplantae, Streptophyta, Magnoliopsida, Poales, Poaceae.
AUGUACCUAAUGUUCGACCCAACCAUGUCGCUGCACUACCAUGUCCUCUUCUUCCCUGAUGCUCCCGACAGGCCAAAGCCACCGUAUUUUCAACCUGCGGGUGUGUCACAGUCUAUGAGAGCAAAUCACGAGCACGAGUGUAACACCUUGGGUGUAAUGGAAUGGCCACCGUACGUGUACCCGCUGCAAGUUUUCUCGUCGAAAACUGGCCGGUGGGAGGAGAAACAAUUUGUUCGUCAAGGUGAUGCGGCGGUUACCGUGUCGGAUGUGUGGUCAGAUGGAUCUUCACCAAUUAGCUGCCAAGAUGGGCUUCGACGCCAUGCAGUGUACUGGCGGGCAUCGUUCUAUGUAUAUUGUGACACCGGUUUCAUUAUGAGGUUGUCACUUGAAGACCGAAUAUAUUUAGCGAUCAAAACCCCAAGACAAGAUAUAACAGGGUGCAAGAGACAUCUUAAGACAUACGAGUAUCUCGGAAAAUCCAAGCAUGGUGUCUACUUCACCGCUUUCCAUGGUUACCAACUUCAGGUAUGGGUACUAAGGGACACAUUAGAAUCAUGUCGAACUCCUGAGUGGGAGCUGAAGCAUCAAGUGGACCUUGAGCCUAAGUUAAAGCUACACUAUAACAGACACUUCAGAAGAGAAAAGUAUGAAAAGUGUUGGAUCUUAGAUUCUUGUGAUGAAGAGUCCGAGGAUAGUGGACACUAUGCAUGGGAUUCUAGUGAUGAUAGCGUCAUUGAUGUUGAAGGAGGUAUUAAUAUGGAUUACAAAGAUUAUUACUUUGCCGUUGACUUGCUGGGGUACCAUCCUUACACAGAAAUUGCUUUCAUGGGCAACCGUUUCCAAGGAUUUGCUUACUACUUGGACAACUCCAAGUUACAAUACUUGGGGUCACCUUACCCAGCAUACCUAACCAAGCAUGAUCGUCGUUUGCUACCCAUGCUUGAGUCAUUCAUCUACACUCCUUUGACGUGA